CCAUCAGCACCUCCCUCUCUCCAUCUCCAGAACUCUUUCCUCACACACACAAAACUCUCUCUUUCUCUCCCGGCCAACUCCCUCAUUUUCUCCUCCUCAAGCACCCCGGCGGCAAAGCAACCAACAAUUCACAUCGAUCAACUUGCAUGAAAUUUGGACUGCAUGCAUGCAGGUAUGUACAUUAGCUAAUUAAUUAGAAGAAUUGAAAGUUACAAGAGUGGCUAGCUAGCUCGAUCAGCCAGCGUUUUUUUGGAUUCAGUUUUGAAUAUUCAAACAGGCGAUGGGAUUCCAAAGACCAUCUUCCUAUAAACAAAAACAGCAAUCUGUUCCGAAAACAGCAAAAGAAGUCGAGGACCAAGGCGAUAGCUUCAUAAACACGAGAAUACCAUACCUAAGUCCUACCACAAAUGAACCUAUAGCUUUUGAUUCAUAUUAUAAUUCCUGGGUGGCAGAACACCCUUCUGCUCUAGGCUCAUUUGAUCGUAUGAUGAAAGCCUCAAAAGGGAAGACGAUUGCCGUGUUUUUAGACUACGACGGCACACUCUCACACAUCGUAGAUGACCCUGAUCGUGCCUUCAUGUCUGAUGAGAUGCGCGGAGCAGUACGUGAAGUUGCAAAACUUUUUCCAACAGCCAUAAUUAGUGGAAGGAGCAGAGAAAAGGUAAAAGACUUUGUAAAGUUGAGUAAUGUAUAUUAUGCUGGGAGCCAUGGGAUGGACAUAAUGGCCCCAGCAAGGCCACGGAAGUACAAUGAUGGCAAACACCAAACCGUAGCGCUUGAUAAGAAGGAGAGUGAAGUUCUCUUUCAACCUGCUAAGAAAUUCUUGCCUGCAAUUCAAGAGAUAUUCACAAUCUUAGAGGAAAAAACAAAGAAAAUACAAGGCGCCAGGGUAGAGGAUAAUAGUUUCUGCAUCUCUGUACAUUUUCGACAGGUCCGGAAAGAGGAUUACGGCAUGUUGGAAGAGAAGGUUAAGUCUGUAGUUGAAAACUAUCCAGAAUUUCACCUGACUGAGGGUAAAAUGGUUUUGGAAGUACGACCAUCAAUAGAUUGGAACAAAGGUCAUGCCUUGGAGUACUUACUUGACACUCUAGGGUUUAGCAGUUCUGCAGGUGAUGUCCUGCCAUUGUACAUUGGGGAUGAUCGAACCGAUGAAGAUGCUUUCAAGGUCAUUCGAAGUAGAGGAGGACAAGGGUAUCCAAUCAUUGUAUCUUCCGCUCCUAAGGAUACAAGCGCUUCCUACUCUCUACGUGACCCCUCCGAAGUAUUAGCUUUCCUGUUACGAUUAGGAAAGUCGAGGAAAGCGUCUUCUUCAAGCAGGUCACUUGCUCGAUUUGGCGGGUUUAGGUAAUUGAAAUAUUAGAACCUUAGUUUUGUAUAUAUAUAGGAGUUAUGAAAAGAAGGUUUUGGUAUGUAGAAGAGUAUAUAUUGAGGACUUACGAAAAUUACAUUAAGUUUCACAGCAUGCAUAUUUAGUGCUCUAGACCUGUGAAACUACCAUGUAUUUGAGCUUCCACCUUAUAAAUGAUCCUCUUAUGAAGGCAAAUGUAAGCUAGUGCGGUUUUAAAAUUGAAGAUUCAGCUCCCUUUAUACACCAA
Alnus glutinosa is the source of this 1595-nucleotide messenger RNA. RefSeq names its product probable trehalose-phosphate phosphatase C. The coding region runs from base 281 to 1348 and encodes 355 amino acids. The transcript has 11 exons. Gene Ontology annotation, molecular function: trehalose-phosphatase activity. Lineage: Eukaryota; Viridiplantae; Streptophyta; Magnoliopsida; Fagales; Betulaceae. Gene Ontology annotation, biological process: trehalose biosynthetic process. The record is from RefSeq and is a predicted model, not a curated record.